Suillus plorans is the source of this 4173-nucleotide messenger RNA. RefSeq lists its product as uncharacterized. The transcript is spliced from 11 exons. The record is from RefSeq and is a predicted model, not a curated record. Lineage: Eukaryota; Fungi; Basidiomycota; Agaricomycetes; Boletales; Suillaceae. Bases 1 to 4173 code for a protein of 1390 amino acids.
AUGUCUACAUACCAGGAAUUGCCGAAAAGUCUUUGGACAGCGGUUAAAAUCUUGGCUGAGAAUGAGAAGAAGUACCAAGUCUUGUGGGCAGGUUGCGAUCUUGCUGGGAAGCCAUGGCCACCAAGCUGGGUACCCAAGGAUGGCUGUGCUCAGCACCUCGUAAAUGAAUGGAAGAAGGCUAGACCGCAGCCUGCAACUGAGAAUCUGGCUGCGGCAGCUUUGACUGCAACCUCAAAAGCCCAGCCCUCCAAGCGCAAACACACGCAUAGCACCCAGGACGGUGCUGAAAUAUCAGCAGAGUUGGACCGGGCAAAGAAGAGGCGGAGCAGCUUCAUCCCUUGGGCAGAACGCAGGUUAAUGCGGUCACAGCCUGAUGCUGCAGUUCGCCUGCCUGCCAUCCACAAUACAGACUUUGCUGCAGACAAGGCUGUCAAUACUUUUGAACACCAUUCGAACGCAUCAUCCCUGGCAGCUACUGUGGAGGCAGAGCCUUCGCAGUCAAAGUCUUUGCCUCUCAAACCUGUGGUAGAUGAAAUCCAGGCUGCACCUACCGUUAUGCACGCAUCUUGGACACUUGCAUCGCCUUCCCUUGCCAGUCUCCCAGCUUUUGACCUUGCGGAGAACUUAAGGGCCGUACACAAACUGGCGGCAGGAAGCUCGAAAAUUUUCUCCUUUGGAAUCAGCGCUGAAGCCAGUCCGAACAAUAAUGAUAUUUUUGUCAUUAAUGAAGGGGAGACUGGUUUCGAUGAUGCCACCAGGUCAGCCUUGGAAAGUGCCAUCAGAAGGGUAUUGUAUCCCGCCAACCAUGAAAAUCCUGAAAAGCCUAGUCUAAGUGCCAACGAUUCUAUAGAACUCUGCUCUGGAGAUGAAUCGGACGAGACUGAGAAUGAAGAAGAAGGCUUGCGAGCCCUUGUGGCUGAGCAAAUAGAGAUUGGAGCAGAAAGGGAUGAAGAUGUGCAAAUUGCACUUGAUGAGCUUUUGGAAGGUACUGCCAAUGCUUCGUCUGAUUUGGGUCACAACGAUCAUCGGAAAGCAUCUAGUAAGAGUUCCAAUUGCACUCUGCUUCUGUCUAAGAAAGCAGGAUCGCAUGGAAACCAAGAUGGCUGUAAGGACCUUUCAGGAGCAGCGGCUGAUGUUCCUCUGUUGAACUGUGAUUCAGCGUUGGGUGGAUCUGAAUGUAGUAUACCUUUUCAAACCAAUCUCCCCGCUCAGGUUGACCCAAGUAAUUGGAAUAUUGACAGACCGUCGCUGUCUUACUCCCACACUGCAUUCCAAUUUCCCGAAGUGGCUACUAUAGCCCCCCAAUCAGACGUAUGCCUCAAGAACUUUGGUAUCAAUCUGCUAUCUAACCCCAGGAGAAAGCGGGUAUGGUCUGGCUUGCAGGGGUUCCGUUCACAUCGCACAACAUCGCUCACCUUGGAUGAUGAUAACGAAGCUCCGCCUGCAAUUAAUGAACUGGAAUUCAAUAAUUUGCUUGAAUCGGUGAACUGCGGUUACCUCCCAGACUAUGGGGUAAUUCUGUGCAAAUCACUGCACAAUGGCACGUCGUGCGGCUAUGGUGUUCCGCUUGAGAAAUUGAUGACACACUGUUACUCUUCUACAAGACUAGCAGAUUCCAGCCCUCGCGGACUACAUCAGAUCCCAUUUUGUAAAACAUCGAAAACACCGAGCGCUCUUCAAAUCCAGUUCAUGAAAGAUAUCCUCUUGAACUACCCAGAUAUUGUGGCUACUUGUGGAGAGCUACGCGACCUUCGCCCGUUGCCAAACCAAUACGGUCCAAUCCUACACAUUCGCCCUCCCAUCCCAGGAUUUGUGUGCCCAAAAUGUGAUUAUGCUCUUCCUGAAGCCUGCGGCACUCAUUUGCUGGCGGAACACUGGAACCAGCAUGUUGAAAAGAAGACGUUGGGGGUCAGACGCCCAAUUCCUAUCCGAGAUUGUUUCUUGAAAUGCCCGAUCCAGUCAUUUGACCAAGAUGCUAACGCGCGGACCUGGUUCGCAGUCCGACGACAUCAGCAGUGGUCUAGUAGCAACCUACUACCCUCCACACGUGGUGAAGAGACAAGCCCAGCCAGCAGCAUGCUGGCUUCGUUACUUUCCAGGCAUCAAGCAGAUAUUGCCGACUCACAAGUUAAUGAAGCAGCAGUUGUACCUUUUUUUCUGCAGGUGGGUGCGAUGAAACAUAUCCAGCCCUAUCAGUCGAAAGAGUUGCACGAGCUUGUGGAUUUGCCCAGGCAAUCCGAUACUUCACUCUGGAAACUCAAGCGCGCGGUGACAAAGCGCUUCCUGGAGCUAUGCGAGACUGUACCUAACACUAACUCUGUGGUGCGCCAGUUAUUGGUGGCCCCUCGAUCAGGUGAAAAAGGAACCUCAGAAAGAUUCAAUGUGCCCGCUAGAAUAAAGACCCGCGUUUCAUACGCUUUGGAGGAAGUUCGACUAAUAUCAAUCAUUCUCAGAUGUAUAUCAGAUCGUGCAUAUGCAAUAGCUGGUUCCGUCCCGCCUCUGCAGCCAUCAUCCUCUAAGUAUCGGCUUACCUUAAAUGAAGAACAGCUGAAGGCUGGCCUCUCGCUCACGUAUCUCCUGCAGAAUGCGCUGGUGGAUGAUGCAAGCCUACAGGAAGGCAUUUCAUCCCUGCUCAAUGCUGUUUACAUGCCCAGGAACACCCUUCAAAUGUUUGCCAACAGCUAUGUCAAUCCGACCAUAGCCUAUAUAUGCUUGCGGUCGGUCCACGCAGACGGAGGCUUUGAGUCUCCUACCUUGCUUACACCGUACCAUGUCAAGACCCAAUUUGGGAUCCGCCUGCAUGUGCUGGGGUUCAUUAACCAGGAGUACCAAGCCUUCGUGGCAAAAAACAAUUCCAUCCGGAAGAAUGGCGCUAUCAAAAAUGGGAGUAAGGUGCAGCACAAAGGAAGAAGAAUGGUGGUGUGCUCUGGCGAUGAACUGGACGACGCUGAUGAGACUCUAGAUGCAGUGGCGGCAGAUGAUGCUGCAGAGUGGAUGAAGUUCGUUACAGACACCAUCGGACGGUGGGUGGCAGACCAGAAAAUUUCUCCCUUUGCGAUCGUGCGGGAGUGGAUUCGAGCCCUUAGCAGAAUUGCUCGCAACACCCCUUCUCCUGCCAUGGUUGUGUGGGACCAGGCUGGCGAGCAGGUUCGGGUCCACGGUCAUGUUAUUAUUGUCGAGCAAUACAAGGCAGCGCUUCAUAGCACCCUCCAGGACACCAUCGCAUUCUUCCACGAAAAAGUGCUGAAAGGAAUUCAAGUUUCUCCUGCAGCUUUCACGCUCCCCACUUACGACAGCUAUGAUCAGAAAACUCGUAGCCACGGCCUCUUUCCGCUAUCUUUAAGUGACUUCCAAAAUCCAGGCAAUCCCGCAUCACUUUUCUUAGACGCUCUGGCUUCGCAAGGCAUCCUCUGCAAAGUUUCAGUCGAUGGGAAUAUUCAGUGGGAUCCCAACCAAGUCCGCAAAUGGCUGGCCGAUAUCUCUGGGGUAUUAAGUCAAAUAUAUAUACUACUCCAUAUGCUAUCGCCUCCGGGUCGCGGAACAGAGGAGGUACUUUGGCAGCACGGCAAUUCUAAGGAAUCUCGUCGCCACCUGUUCUUAUCUAGGACCAUUGACACCCUCGUUAUGAUAGGAAAUUAUGAUAAAGGAACGUACACUUCUGGGGUUUACAAGUGUAUUGUUCGGGUCAUUCAGUAUCAAGUUGCAGAGUUACUUGCAGCCUUCCUUCGGGUGGUCCGGCCUGUUGAAUUACUUUUGACUCUGACAUCUGAAGCUCGGACAAAGGAAAGUAAAGCAGAGGCAGCAUCCUUGUACCAGACGCGGCUGUUCGUGACCUCGGGGAAGGGCUGGGAGCCCAGUCAGCUCUCAGCUACAAUUCAGGAAUGGUAUAUGAAACAUCUGCAAUUGCCCAUUGGCAUGCGCGUGCAUCGACAUUUCGCCCAAGCUCUCCAGCGAGUGCUUUAUCCUCGCUCUGGACCCUUGGAUGAGAACGUUAGGCGACUCAAUGACGUGGCCAACUUAGCCAUGGGACAUGGCAGGGAAGCUGGGGAGAUGCAUUAUGCUAGGGAGGAGAGGGACAUUCUUGCUGUGUCCCAGCAUGAGGCAUUUGAGUACGUAGGCCAGGAUUGGUUGAGGUUCCUCAAUUUUGAGGUUACCAAGCCGAGCAGCCCUUGA